AUUUCAGAAACAGGAAGGCUGCUUUUUGGAGCUGUUAUACACAGAAUCACAGAAUCAGAGGGGCUGGAAAGGGCCUCUGGAGAUCCCCAUUUAGUAGUGGGCCCACAUUUUCCCCAGUCCUCCUUUUACCACUGACAAACUUAAUAAAGCCUUUUGUGUUAUCCUUGACAUCCUUUGCCAGACCUAAUUCCAAGUAGGCCUUACCCUUCCUUGUUGCAUCUCUGCAGGCCCUGACGACGUUCCUAUGUUCAUCCAAAGUAGGCAGACCCUUUUUCCACAUCUCAUGGACUUUUUUCUUCCCCUUGAGCUCCUUGCUCAUCCAUGCAGAUCUCCUUCCACCAUUCCCUGAUGUAUUACUCUUAGGGGUGUACCAAUCUUGAGCUCAGAAAAAGUGUUUAAGUGUUGACUGGUUCUUUUGGGUGACCUUACCUUCCAAAGGAUCAUAGAAUUAUAGAAUGGGUCAGACUGGAGGAGACCUUAGAGAUCACCCACUCCCAAGCCCCCUCCAUGUGCUGGGUGCCCCCAGCUCAGGCUGCCCAGGGCCCAUCCAUGGCCUCAGACACCUCCAGGGAUGGGGCACCACAGCUCUGGGCAGUGCCAGCGCCUCACCGCCCUCUGAGGGAAGGAUUUCUGCCUAACAUCUAUCCUAAACCUCCUCUACUUUACUUUACAGUACGAUGGUACUGAAUGUGCUGCAGCUGUGAACAACCACCAGCGAGAGUGUCGGUAAGGCUCACAUGUUAACACAAGUGAGUUUGUGCCAUCAACUGCAGGAGAGAAGCAGCUGCUCUGAGGAGGAGCUCCUCCAGAUGUCACUUUCCCAUUCCCUGCAUCGUGUCUGAAGGAUGGCUGAUCAACACUUUUGCUGUGGUAGCGUUGCAUUGCUUGCAUUGGAUGUACUCUGGUUUUGUGCAGCUCUCUGGGCUGCUGCCGUUGUUCCAUUUGCUGUCCCGGUGUGCUCUGCUCACGCUGUGCUGCUGUUGGCCAGUGACAAACCUUGCUGCCAGGUGGCAGUGCUCCAGCACUCCUUGCUGCUGCUGUGACAGUGCUCCAGCACUCCUUGCUGCCAGGUGCAGUCCCAGGGAAGAGCUUGAUGCAAACUGGGCCGAUUUAAGCAACAUCAUUCAAUCUGGCUGAGAUCUCUGGAUAACCAGGGCAGGAAAUCCUGAUUGCAGGAAGACACGUGUUGCUCUGCUGUACCCUUCAGGUGUUAUCCCUUGGUAACAGCCCCAGCUCAGCACAGGCUGCAGGGAAAAGCAGAGAAAUUAGAAAUGAGAGCAUUCAGAGCAUUCUGUCGUCUUGUUUCCAGCUAAUUGGAGAGACGACUUUAAAGUUUGAGUUUGGGGCUAGUAAGUUACAGGAGAGGUCCGUGAGACUUUAACACUGCACUACUACUGGUUUACACAUCUGAAUUGUUCAGGCUUUAUAGUACUCAGGAGCUGAGAACACACAGCAAUGUGCCCAAAGCCUUGAGCAAUGCCCUGGAUGUGCACAGCCUGCCUACCUUUCCCAGCCCUUGGUUUAUCAAACAAGAUGAUGCUCUCUCCUGAUGGCUCUGACCUAUCCCUAGGAUUUAGUAUCAUAGAAUCAUAGAAUUGCUCAGGUUGGAAAAGACCUUAAAGAUCAUCCAGUCCAACUCCAACCCAACCAUCCUACCCUAACUCUAACAGCCCUCCGCUCAGUCAUGGCCCUGAGCACCACAUCCAAACGGUUGUUAAACACAUGCAGGGAUGGUGACUCCACCACCUCCCUGGGCAGCCCAUCCCAGUGCUUUAGGAUUUUUUACCAUCCAGUUAGGGUCACAGUGACUGUGUUCAGAUACUGUGGGAUGAAUGGGAGGUUCAAUGCAGCCCUGACAUGCUUGAGAAUUAUCAGUAGAAACGUGCCCCUUUUUGUAGCAUUAGGAUGGCUUCAUUUGAGUGGGGAUGCCAACUCACUGACACCCGGACCAUUGCUGAGCCUUGGGUGAGGCAUUCUGAAGGGACAUUAUGCAGUGAGCUUUAUUUCUGGUCUCGCCUAAUCAUAAACAUCUGAUUUUUUGUCUGGGCUUUGCACAAACCUCUGACAAACAGUGUUUGUUUCCUUGAUGACCCCAUAUGAUAAUGAGUCAGCCCUGCACUGUGGGCUGUAUUCUUUCCACACCAGUUACAACACCCCUUCCACCACAACACAACUUCCCGAAUUUUCUGAGAUUAUUGGGCAGAGGCUGGAUUUCUGCAGGGUUGACCUACCGAGGCUGAAUGCUGUGUACACCUGCAGUAAGUUCACCUUCUCACAAAUAUAUUUGAAAAUCCUUACUCAGCCUUCAUGGUAACACAGAUAGGGUCACAUGAGAGGAGCAGAAGCACUGCACCCUUGGGAUCCUCUUGCAGUCCUAAAAGAAAAGGUAGCUGUUAUACAGCAGCAAGCUCCAUGGUGACCAGAUGGCCAUUUCAUUAUGGAAUACCAUACCAUUUGAGUGAAUUGGGAGUCUAAUUGCUUUUGUUCGCACAGACUUCCCUUUAAGAUUAGCUGUAAUGGUAACCAUUUCCUACCUGGAUGAUGAUCUCAUGCUGUUCAUGGUAAAAUCUUCAAGUUAUAGGGGUCUGGAAUUAGAAUUUCUGAAAUCAGUGUGUUUCAAGUUCCUUUUUCUGCCUUUGCAAUGUUUGAUAAGACAAUUGGGGUCAGGAGCACGAAUGGGGAAAGGCGUGCUUCCCAGCUUCACUAGCAAAGCACGAAUGUCAAUACUGCAGCCAUUACAUAGUACUGACUUACUGUCCCCAUAUAUGUGAAUAUGCCCACUGACUUCAGCAGAACUACUCAUGGUUUGCACACUGAACUGAGAAAUGGGCCAUAGAAACUCAUCCCAACCGCCUGAGAGAAAUGGUGGGUGUCUGACUGGGAGAACUGGUGAGCAGAGGCUGAGGUGGUUCACACAAGGAUGUACUCAGCUAAGAGUGGGGAAAAGAGAUGAUAUGGUUCCCUGGGGAGAAAACAUCAUGUAUGAGUGGUAACAGAGAUGUGAAACUCUGUUGUUUUCAUUUGUAUGAAGAACAUAUUUCCCAAAUAUUCCUGAAUACAGCAUGGAAGCAUUCUGGGAUGGGGUUAACAGGGAAGCUCUGCCUUGAUACUGACAGACAUAAAAGACAUUACCCCAUCCCUGGCAGCUUUGAGCCUCACCUUCUUGGGCUGCUGCUCUUUGAGUACGUCAGUACCCAUGGGAUGGUACUGACUGGGGCCGUGGUGGGCAGACUGGGGGAUGGAGGCCAUGCUUUGGUGGGUAACUGUGCACAUGUGUUUUUUGAUGGCCAUUAGACUUCAAUAUGCUCUUUAGAGAUGUGAAAAGGAAGACACACAGAGAUAAAUAAGUUAUUAGAAGUACCCAGUCCAGGGCUGUCCAAAGAGGAAGUGGAGUUUCACACCCAACAGAUGAGGAAGUCACUGGAGUGGGAUGCUCCACGGGAGGAGCAGCACCAGGUGGUGCUGUCAGUGCUCGUUGCCCAGUGCAGGGCCUGGCUGCAGCCUGCAGCUCUGUGGUUCUGGGAAAUGUGUGGGGAGCUGGGGGAGCAGCACCUGGCAGUGGGGAGAGGGCGUUGUGCUGCUCUCAUCCUGCGGAGGUCCAUACUGACAUGGGUGGAGGGCACCUAACGAGUGGCAAAAACCAGUAUGUGGAAGACCCACUAAGCAGGGAGCAAAACAAAGAGAAGGAUUGCUUGUUGGCGAGGAAAAAGAGCUCUCUUGUUUUUAGAGGAACAAGUGUGCCUGUUGCUUUGUUGGCCGUUUUCUUGUGGUUUUCAGGAUUUGCUGACCCCAAGGCUCUGGCUGUAUGACAGAGCACGUGGUGCAGGAGCUGAUGCACGGCCUUUGCUGCUGCAGCACUCGGCUUCCAGGCAGACAGCCAACAGUGCGUCCAUGGGUGCAGCCAUAGGGCCUGGGGAGCCCCCACUGCCACGCAGAUGGAAAAUGCAUCCCCUUAGAGAGGCGAUGUGGUGAGCUGUUACACAAAGCCCUGUGCUGCUCAGUCACCUACAUGAAGCUGAUUACAAUUGGAAUGUACAGACUGGGGCUGAGAUGAACAGGUCAGAAGAGAAUCACAGAGUCACAGAAUGGUUGGGUUGGAAGGGACCUCAAGGAUCAUGAAGCUCCAACCCCAAAACCACAGGCAGGGCCACCAACCUCCACAUUUCAUACCAGCCCAGGCUGCCCAGGGCCCCAUCCAGGGUUGUGUUCAAGGCCCAGGUUGGGGCCUGGGCAGCCUGGUCUAGUAUUAAAGGUGGAGGAACCACGUGAGGUACCACCCUGCCCUGUAGAUGGAUUAACUGUUCAAAUAUGAAAGACGAAACAAUUACUUCAAAUACAUUAGCAUGAGUAGGGAUGGAAUGGUACAAAACCAUGGUGGCUGGAUGUUAAUCUAUUCCCAGCCCAUUGAGUGAGGCAAAGAAGUCUGUGUCUGUGUCUCUCCAUGAGAGGCUUACAGGGCACCGCUUCCAGGGAGAGGCAAAGAACCCAGGCCUGGGCCUGCCAGGAGCUGCCGAGCCACAGAACCAAGGCCUCCAAGGAUGAUGUAAAAAUGCCUUCUAUUUUUCCAUGGAUGAUGUGGAAGUCCAUAAAAGAAGCUGGUUAUCAAGGCUAAGGAAAAUGAUGGAACUGGAGAUGUUGGGAGGAUGGAGAGGCUGCACACGACUGCAGGCUCCUCUCAGUGCAGAAACACCCCAUACCUCAUACUGGCUGUGUGUUACUCUCUUUCAGGUUGAGCAUCUCUCCAGUGUGCCUGCUGGAGAAAACGAUGCUGGUGAGAUAAUCAGAGACAUUCCAGACAUAAACUUAGCUGCUGGAUUGGACCUCUUUCAGGGUGAUAUCUUGCUUCCUACUAACCAGCGAAAUGCCUUACGAAAUGACACCUACAGAUGGAAGUUCCCCAUUCCCUAUAUCCUCGGUGAUGACUUAGAUCUGAAUGCCAAAGGAGUCAUUCUCCAGGCACUUGAAAUGUUCCGCCUUAAGUCCUGCGUGGAUUUCAAGCCGUAUGAAGGGGAGGCAAGCUACAUAUUCUUCAGAAAAGAAAGUGGGUGUUGGUCCAUGGUGGGGGACCUGAAGAAUGGGCAGAACCUCUCUAUUGGGGCAGGGUGUGACUACAAAGCAAUCGUGGAACAUGAGAUCCUGCAUGCUUUGGGGUUCUACCACGAGCAGUCGAGGAUGGAUCGCGAUGACUACGUGACCAUCUGGUGGGAUGAAAUCCUUACAGGCAGAGAACACAACUUUAACAAGUACGAUGACAGCUACAUCACUGACCUGAACACGCCCUAUGACUACGAGUCGGUGAUGCACUAUGCACCAUUUUCCUUUAACAAAAAUGCGAGUAUCCCCACGAUCACAACAAAGAUCCCAGCAUUUAAUGACAUCAUUGGACAGCGCCUGGAUUUCAGUGCCAUUGACCUGGAAAGACUUAAUCGCAUGUAUAACUGCACUUCAACUCACACCCUUUUGGAUCAGUGUUCUUUUGAGUAUGAAAAUAUCUGCGGCAUGAUUCAGGGCACCAGAGAUGACUUAGAUUGGGUCCACCAACAGAGCAGUCCUACAGGGGAGGAAGACCACACGCUUUCUGGGCGCUGUACAGAUGCUGGCUAUUCCAUGUACUUCAGCACCAGCUCUGGAAAUGCGGAAGAGGUGGCAGUCCUGGAGUCUCGAAUCCUGUAUCCCAAGAGGACUCAGCAGUGCCUCCAGUUCUUCUAUAAGAUGUCAGGAAGCUCGUCUGACAAGCUGAUCAUCUGGACUAAGGAAGAUGAUGGGACUGGAAAUGUUCGCAAGAUGAGGAAAGUUGAAACCUUUCAGGCGGACGAUGACCACAACUGGAAAAUCGCCCACGUAACCCUCAAUGCUCAGAAGAAGUUCCGAUACCUCUUCCAAGGACUAAAGGGCAACCCCAGCUCUUCCUCUGGCGGGAUCAUUAUCGAUGAUAUCACACUGACAGAGACCCCCUGUCCCACAGCUGUGUGGGUUGUUCGGAAUUUCAGUCAGAUCCUUGAAAAUGGAUCAACUGCUGUCAUUCAAAGCCCUCGGUUUUACAGCCCUGAGGGUUACGCUUACGGCAUAAGUUUGUACCCCCAGUCCAACAGCAAUGGCUACACCCGCGUUGCCUUCCACUUGUGCAGCGGAGAGAACGAUGCUGUCCUAGAGUGGCCAGCUCUGAACCGCCAGGCCAUGCUCACAGUGCUCGACCAGGACCCUGACGUUCUGAAGAGGAUGUCUGCAAGCAGAAGCUUCACCACAAACAGAGACCAGACAUCGAGUGUAAAUGGAACCUUACUGUGGGAGAGACCAUCAAUUAAUGGAAAGUUUGAUGCCUCGUGCAAUUGCUACAGAACAAGAGACUGGGGCUGGAACAACUUCAUAUCCCACAGCCAGCUGAGACGAAGAAGCUUUCUGAAAAAUGAUAACCUGAUCAUUUUUGCAGAAUUCCAUGAUCUGACUCACCUCAAUAACACUGAAGUCCCCGUUGUGUCCCAGCAAUUUGCUGUCGCAGAGGGCCACACUUUUGAAAGGCAGAAGAGAGCAGCUGAGGAGAUGGAGCCCGUGCAGGGCUGGCUGCCUUAUCUGCAAGACCCGUGUGAUCCAAACCCCUGCCAGAACGAUGGAGUCUGUGUGAAUGUGAAAGGGAGACCAAGCUGCAGGUGCCCAUCAGGACAAGCCUUCUUCUUCACGGGUGAGAGGUGCCAGUCCAUGCAGGUGCAUGGGAGCAUCCUGGGAAUGACAGCUGGUGGAAUUGCUGGGACCAUUGUCUUAACUAUCAUCCUCAUUUCCAUGAUGGCUAGAAGAUAAAGAAAUGCAGAGGGACAAAUCCCAGUCUGGUGUUUUUUCUGUGGUUCACCAGUUUCCAGUGACAAACACAACUUGUACCAGACCAGCCAGCAUCUGGAUGUUGAAAUGCUCCACCAGCAUCUUGGCAGCUGUCCAUUUAUUUCAUAGGAUUUGGCAGUUGAAGCUCAAGACAUGAACUGCUGCCUAAUAAAAGUUCAUAUCCUGCC
This is a messenger RNA of Gallus gallus (chicken), 7001 nucleotides long. RefSeq names its product meprin A subunit alpha (gene MEP1A). The record is from RefSeq and is a predicted model, not a curated record. Bases 4567 to 6795 code for a protein of 742 amino acids. Gene Ontology annotation, biological process: proteolysis. Gene Ontology annotation, molecular function: metalloendopeptidase activity; zinc ion binding; protein binding. Gene Ontology annotation, cellular component: membrane. The transcript is spliced from 14 exons. Lineage: Eukaryota; Metazoa; Chordata; Aves; Galliformes; Phasianidae.